ACCAAAUUUAAUCAAACAAUAAUUCAGAGAAGCAAAGGAAGCUUCAAUGGUUUGUUUCUUUUCUUUUCUUUCUCUAACGCUUCCUUCAUAUUUCAUCUCUCUUUCUCUUUCCUUUGUCUGUAAAGACAAAAACCGUGGAUCCAUCUCAUCCCCCUAUUUCCAUCCGCCUUUCUUUCUCCUACGAACAACGACGUCACAACCUCCUUCCCUCUUUCCUUUACUUUUCUUCUCAUCAAAUUUCUUUCCUAUCAAAAUCCUCCCCCUUUCCUUCCCUUAAAAACAAGCCUCGAGAUCUAUCAACUAACCACUCCCCUUUCCUUUCCUCUUCCAAACAAAUAAUUUGAGAAUUCGUGCAAAAAGUAAAGACGAGGGAAAAGAAUGUCUUCAGUUCGUUCAGAUCCGAUCCACAGAAUCUAUCCGGAGCCUAUCGAUCAUUUUGACCGUCUUCCUGACUCUCUUCUCCUUUUAGUUUUCAACAAAAUCGGCGACGUUAAAGCUCUCGGCCGAUGCUGCGUUGUCUCGCGUCGUUUCCACUCCCUCGUCCCGCAAGUCGAAAACGUCGUCGUUCGUGUCGAUUGCGUCAUUUCUGACGACGAUUGUCCCCACUCUGCCUCCUCCGACAAAUCACUUGCUUCCGGUCCCUUUUCUAAUCUCUUCCGUCUCGUUUUCGGAGGCAUUUUUAAACCCAUCUUAGCUUUGGGCCAAUUCCUCCGCCCAAAACGGCCCACUCUCAACGAAACCCUUAACGCCCCUUCUUCUUCCUCUUUAUCCGUUGGUCCCGGUGGUGCUGAUGAUGGGGAAUUGGACCAAGGUGGGGUCACCCAUCAUUCCCCGACGCAAGUACUUAGAAAUUUCAACGAGAUUCGUUUCCUCCGAAUCGAAUUACCCAGCGGUGAGUUAGGGAUUGAUGAUGGAGUUCUGUUGAAAUGGAGGGCCGAUUUCGGAUCAACCCUUGAUAAUUGCGUCAUUCUGGGAGCUGCUUCCAUUAUUAACAACGUGCAUUUGCAUGUAUCGGAGUAUGGGAGCGGCGCAUUUUGCAUGAACAAUAACAUCACCAGUGGUCCAAAUGUUGGUAACGGCGAUGAUAAUGGGAGUAUUCCCGAUUCGUUUUAUACCAAUGGAGGCUUGAAAUUAAGGGUUAUUUGGACGAUUAGCUCGUUAAUCGCAGCAUCAGCAAGGCAUUAUUUGCUUCAACCGAUAAUUGCGGAGCAUAAGACGCUGGAUAGCUUGGUUUUAACCGAUGCGAAUGGACAAGGGGUGCUUUGUAUGAACAGGGAUCAGCUUGAGGAGUUGAGAGUGAAGCCGUUAUCGGCUUCAUCUGCUUCGAAAAGGACGCUGGUCCCUGCUUUGAAUAUGAGGCUUUGGUAUGCUUCUCAUUUGGAAUUGCCUGAUGGGGUUGUGUUAAAAGGUGCUACUUUGGUUGCUAUCAGGCCUAGUGAACAACCUGCUUCGAAAAAGGAUGUCUCGGAUGCUUUUUGGUUAUCAACUGCUUUUGAAGAGCCUUAUGGGACUGCGGCUAAGAUGCUGGUUAAGAGAAGGACUUACUGUUUGGAGAUGAACUCGUUUUAAUGUCUGCUUCCUGCUCUGCGCAGGGAAAGCAGCAAGCACAAUGGUCUAGGGGAAGAAGAUAACAUGCUUUUGGAAAGCUGAUGAUCAGAUGACAAUUUUGUUACAUGUUGUAGCUUAAUCUCAGGGCAGAGUCCUAUGAAAGCUAAACCUUGCUUUGGACCGCCAGUGGAAGGCAAUCCAUGCAUAUUGAUAAUGCACUGCAAGCAUUAUAACUUUUGUGCUUCAACUGAUAGCCAAAAUGCAUCUGCUGGUUGUUUUUAUUUCGGGCAUAUGCUUGUAAGGGUGCAUACCUGCUACUAGAUAGAUGUUGUAAGAGCUUUGAGUUUGUAGUCUUUUACUUUCUAUAAUCCCUCUAUAUGUGAAUAUUGUAGGUAUCAAGAUGUUAUGCUCUAUGUUAUAUAAUUAUGAAGUUCAUCAAGAAAUUCGUUUGCACUUAGCUUUUAAUUUCCCCAAUAGAUUUCCGGUAGUCCUGUCAAAGUUUCAUGGAUACUUCGUAGUCUUAUCUUUGCAAAUUAUUUAGAGUGUUUAUCCAGAUUUGUUGGAUUCAUGUUGGAACUUUGAUGUAGCUGCAGGAUUUAUUAUUGCAUUUGUUCUGAUAAAAUUCUGCUGAUGAUAAAACAAUGGGUGCCACUUUGAACAACUGCGUUAGGUGAUGAAAGGGAUCCGGUGUGAUAGAGUCAAACUGGAUUUGAUAAUACAAUGUGCACUUUGAUCCAGCUUUGAUUCAUCAAUGUUUCAACAAAGUUUGCUGUCAAUAAUUCUUAAAGCUCAAGUUGCCAAUUUAGCUUAUUGUAGCAUGGCCUAUGUGAUUUAAGAUUGAUCAUCAUCUCUGAAUCAUUAUUUGCUUCUAUGUCCCUACUUAGAAGCAAGAAAUGAUCAGAAGUUGCUUGUUUCAUCUGAGCAUGAGCAUGGCAGUUUUUGGCUCUAUUAUUGAGGGAUGCAUCUACAUUUUUCUUUUUUUUCACUUGGAAAGUAAUUACUCAAUACUGUUAAUAGAAAUCAUUAGUAUUUAUAUUUGCUCAAAUCAUCCUUGGUCAAACUCAAAUCCCAUUUAUUAAUGGCCAGAACCGUUAUUUAUCCCAAAAAAAACAAAGACCAGAG
This is a messenger RNA of Durio zibethinus, 2670 nucleotides long. Lineage: Eukaryota; Viridiplantae; Streptophyta; Magnoliopsida; Malvales; Malvaceae. The record is from RefSeq and is a predicted model, not a curated record.